AUGAAGUUUGGCUGCCUUUCCUUCCGGCAGCCCUACGCGGGUUUAGUUUUAAACAAAAUCAAAACCAUCGAGACCCGCUGGCGGCCCUUGCUCGCAGGCUACAAGAACCGCACCGUUGCCGUUCAUAUCGCAGUUCAGGACUGGCAAGAUGAAACGUGGAGAGCAAUUCUCUUGAAUAGGCUUGGUAUGACACCAGAACAAGUGCAGGAUUUGUUGGACGAAGGGGAAAAGUUUGGCAGAGGAGUCAUCGCAGGAUUAAUUGACAUUGGAGAGACAUCACUAUAUCCAGAAAACUUGCCUCCUGAAAAGAUUCUGGAGCUGGAAAACAAAGCUGUCCUCAGUAACCUAGAACAGAAAUACUUGACUGAUGUUUCAAAUCCAAGGUGGCUCCUCGAACCAAUUCCUGCCAGAGGGACAAGAGGCAUGUGGCAGGUGGACAUCCCUGAGGAACUCAUCCCUUCAGAAGCGUAGCCGUUGCCCCUCACUGUUAUUUUUC
This is a messenger RNA of Apaloderma vittatum (bar-tailed trogon), 496 nucleotides long. RefSeq names its product protein CXorf40A-like. NCBI's taxonomy places the organism in Eukaryota, Metazoa, Chordata, Aves, Trogoniformes, Trogonidae. The record is from RefSeq and is a predicted model, not a curated record.